Phragmites australis (common reed) is the source of this 1253-nucleotide messenger RNA. Its product is annotated as myb-related protein 308-like. The transcript is spliced from 2 exons. The coding region runs from base 18 to 1121 and encodes 367 amino acids. The record is from RefSeq and is a predicted model, not a curated record. Lineage: Eukaryota; Viridiplantae; Streptophyta; Magnoliopsida; Poales; Poaceae.
UCCAUCGAGAACUUAUAAUGUGCCAUAGCCUAUCCUUGCUUUAUCGAGUGCACCAUGCCACCAAGUACAACGAAGCAGCUAGCCCACACAGGCCGAAUGAGGGAGAAAUCAGAAAAAAGAAAGGGGUAAAAUCCAGCCUCGGUCUCCUAGCACGCACCGGCUGGCUCCCAUAUAUACGCGCUCCUUUGCCCCUCUUCGUUCUCCCCUGUUACAACCAACGCUCAAACUCCAGGCGAGCUCGAGCUCAGGCGUCCGCCAAGAAACACCUGCUCGCGAGAACUGAAGAGCGCGGCAGAGCAGUAGGAGGAGGAAGAGCAGGCAUGGGGAGGUCGCCGUGCUGCGAGAAGGCGCACACCAACAAGGGUGCGUGGACCAAGGAGGAGGACCAGCGCCUGAUCGCCUACAUCAAGGCGCGCGGCGAGGGCUGCUGGCGCUCGCUGCCCAAGGCCGCGGGGCUCCUCCGCUGCGGCAAGAGCUGCCGCCUCCGCUGGAUGAACUACCUCCGCCCGGACCUCAAGCGCGGCAACUUCACUGACGACGACGACGAGCUCAUCAUCAAGCUCCACGCACUGCUCGGCAACAAAUGGUCGUUGAUCGCGGGGCAGCUGCCCGGCCGGACGGACAACGAGAUCAAGAACUACUGGAACACGCAUAUCAGGCGCAAGCUCCUCAGCCGCGGCAUCGACCCGCAGACGCACCGCCCGCUCAGCGGCGGCAGCGCCGCCGCGGGCAGCGGGCUAACGACGUCCAGCACCGCCGGCUUCCCGUCACAGUCCCCGGCGCCCAGGCUCGCGCGCCCGGCCAUCACCGUCCCGACCAAUGUGAUGUUCGCCGCCGCCGCCGCGAGGCCAACGCCGUCGGAUGACGGCCACAGCAGCAGCGGCGGGAGCACGGACGCGCCGCGGUGCCCCGACCUGAACCUGGACCUGUCCAUGGGUCUGCCCUGCUCGCCGCCCAAGACGCCGGCCACCGCGUCGACGCCCACGUCGCAGCAGCAACGGACAACCAUUUGUCUGUGCUACCAUCUUGGCGUCCGCAGCGGCGAGGUCUGCAGCUGCAAGACCGCGUCGCCGCCGGCGUUUCGGUUUCUCAGGCCACUAGAGGAGGGCCAGUACAUAUAGGCAUGAAAGUACCGUAGGCAGACACCAGAAAAUCUGUAAAAACAACAAAAGAGAGUUUGCAAUGGAAAUGACCGAUGUGGAUGAUUAGUUUGAUUCCCCAUGGUUGCCAUUUAUUCAAAAUCGAUUGAUUUG